AUGAAAGAGGAAGUGCAGAAAAGCAUUGGCGGUGAACCGCCCGAUUUCACAAAUUUGCCUGAUACGAAAGAAACAGAGGAACAAUGCAAAACAUUGACACUUCGAAUCAUGGUGGCACGACAAAGUGGAUUGAAUAGUGUUAUAUCGGAAGAAGCUCUUAAUGCUCUGGAAAGUGCGUAUGAACAAUUGCGGAAAAACUAUGUGGACGCGAAAAAAAUUGUUUUGUGCCGGCCUCCCUUCUGUAGUUGUGGUUAUGACCAUGAUGCUGAUAAUGAUAAUGACUAUGAUGACGAUGAUCUUGUUCGUACUAAUUUGGGUAAAUUUUUCCGAAAGAUGAAAGAACGAAUAAAGCUGAGAAAAGCUACGUUCCUGGAAGUGCGCAAUAACACGACCAAGCACCUUUGCGAUGUGUACAGUUGUCUGAUGUCUGUGCGGAAUUUCAAGGGCAAACUGCUGGUGAACCACGACGAAAAGACGAUCUCGAUAACGGCACAGACGCAACACGGUCAGGAUGCGAACCGAGGCCAUCGCAAAGGCGCUAAUGUGCAAGAUUUGAGA
This is a messenger RNA of Gongylonema pulchrum, 558 nucleotides long. NCBI's taxonomy places the organism in Eukaryota, Metazoa, Nematoda, Chromadorea, Rhabditida, Gongylonematidae. The record is from the annotation of a GenBank genome assembly.